Molecule: messenger RNA, 2116 nt
Organism: Macadamia integrifolia
Lineage: Eukaryota; Viridiplantae; Streptophyta; Magnoliopsida; Proteales; Proteaceae
Product: cysteine-rich receptor-like protein kinase 10
Exons: 7
Coding region: 69-2012 (647 amino acids)
Biological process (GO): protein phosphorylation
Molecular function (GO): protein kinase activity; ATP binding
Source: RefSeq, a predicted model, not a curated record
AGCCGCACAAACCCUUUUCAGACUUGGUCAAUCAACACACAACAGUUACCUCUGCAAGCGAAUGGACGAUGGAACCACUUACCCACACGACCCCAAGAUCCACCACAGUCGUCUUGCUCAUCUUGUCCACCUCCUUCGUUGCCCUCUCCUUCCUCAUUAGUUUCAGCAGUUGCGCCCAACAAUUUUACGUCUCCCAUUACUGCGACGACACUACUGUUUUCAAAUCCAACAGCACUUACCAAUCCAACCUCAACAUCCUUCUCUUUUCUCUUUCCUCCAACUCCAACAACCCCUAUCUUAACGCCACCAUCAGCCAGAGCCCCAAUACUGUUUACGGCCACUACUACUGCAGAGGCGACAUCACCCGAGAUGUCUGUCGUGAUUGCGUCAAAUCCGCCGCUACUGAUAUUGUUCAGCGCUGUCCUGACAGCAAAAUCGGAUACAUUUGGUACGAAAUGUGUACUCUCCGCUACUCCAACCACAACUUCUUCUCCACUGUCAUCGAUGCUCCUGUCGACUACUUGUGGAAUGAACAGAACGUCUCUGACCCGACUCGGUUUAACCACCUCUUGGUCGAUACCGUGAACAAGGUCGCCACUACAGCUGCCUCCGAUUCUGAGAGAUUCGGUACUCGAGAUGCUAAUUUUUCGCAAUUUCAGAAGUUGUAUUGUCUGGCACAGUGCAGCCCUGAUAUAUCAAGGAUCGACUGUAACAGAUGCCUUCUGGGUACCAUUGCUUUUCUCCCCAGUUGCUGUAGCGGCAAGAUAGGAGGAAGGGUUCUUAAUCCCAGCUGUAACAUCAGGUUUGAGAUGUUCCCCUUCUAUCGAGUCACAGCUUCAGCACCGGCUCCUCUGCCACCUCCGAAAAAACAAGGAAGCUCGUCCAGAAAAAUUGUUGCCAUUUUUGUGCCAGUUGUCGUUGGAGGAUUGAUUCCUUUCUCUAUCCUCUUGUAUUGUUUGCUAAUCCGGAAGAAAAAUGAUGCCCCAUCAAAGGAGAAUGGUGGUUACGUGUUAAUAAGUGCAGAGUCAUUGCAAUUUGAUUUUAGCACAAUCCUUGAAGCUACAAACAACUUUGCAAACAUCAAUAAGAUUGGUGAGGGGGGAUUUGGUAGCGUUUACAAGGGUAAACUUCCUAACGGACAAGAAAUUGCUGUCAAGAGACUCUCAAUAAAAUCAAUGCAAGGUGCAGAAGAAUUCAUGAAUGAGGUUGUGUUAGUGGCAAAGCUUCAACAUCGCAAUCUAGUUAGGCUAUUGGGGUUUUGCUUGGAAGGAGAUGAAAAGAUCCUUAUCUAUGAGUUUGUACCUAACAAAAGCCUCGAUUAUUUCCUAUUUGAUUCAGAGAAAUGCAUGCAGUUAGAUUGGCAGAGACGUUACAAAAUUGUAGAAGGGAUUGCUCGAGGGCUUCUUUAUCUUCAUGAAGAUUCCCACCUUCGUAUUAUUCAUAGGGAUCUUAAAGCUAGUAAUAUCUUACUAAAUGAGGAAAUGAAUCCCAAGAUCUCAGACUUUGGGCUCGCAAGAAUUUUUGGGGAGGAUCAAGCUCAAGCAAAAACAAGCAGAAUAGUUGGGACCUAUGGUUACAUGUGUCCGGAGUAUGCAAUGCGUGGGCAGUUCUCAGUCAAAUCAGAUGUAUUCAGCUUUGGUGUAUUAGUUUUGGAGAUUGUAAAUGGAAAGAACAGUAGUUACUAUCAAACAGAUGGUACUGAGGACCUUAUAAGCUAUGCAUGGAGGCAUUGGAAUGCAGGAACAGCCUUUGAGUUGAUUGAUCCAAUCCUGAGAGAAGAUUGUUCAAGAAGUGAAGUGAUGAAAUGCAUUCAUAUUGGGUUAUUGUGUGUUCAGGAAGUAACUUACAGACCCACUAUGGCGAAUGUAGUCGUCAUGUUGAAUAGUUACAGAGUUACUCUUCCAUCACCCUCACAACCAGCACUUUUUUUGGGAAGCGACAUGGAAUCAGGGGAGUUUAUAGAAGGGGAAGAAAUGCAGAAACUGAAUCAGAAUAAUCUAAUAUCAUGUUAAUCACUGAUGAGGUAGAUUCUUGAUAAUGAGAGUGGAUCAAGGGUACAUAAUGUAGAACAGUGUAUGCUAAUCUUCAAGUUAGGUUUGGUUUGUGCAACGUUUAA